ACCACCGAGAAAAUACCAACAUAGCGACGAAUAUGGGUCCUCGUAGGGACGUGGGAGGAAUGUAAAACAAAUAAAUAAAUCCCUUCAUUAAAACUGUAUUGUUUUCAUAAGGAGCUAACUAAAUAGUAUAGAGGAUUUUUUAAAUAUAUAUAACACGCAGGCAUUUGCAACGCUACCUUUACCAGGGUCCGUUCUUACUGAAUAUUUUGCUUCUUUUUUGGAGCGCUAGUUUUACUCAUGCUGUACUGUGAUAUGCCUCUGCAGAUGAUAUACCGGUAAUAUGUUAACAUUUUACAAUAAUUUGGGAGGUUUCCACCAAUCGGACGUGGCUAUAGUUUCAUGAAGUCUUCUGAUUGGUUGAUCUUCAAAGAGUUUGAGGUCAACGCGUGUAAAAGUCGGGCACAUGAGUGCGGCCAAGAAGACAGGAGCUGCUGCUCCCGGGACGGAGUUGUGUCCAUUUUGUGGAAAGCCGUUCAAGAGGCUUAAGUCCCACUUACCUCACUGCAAAAUGGCGUCAGUUGCCGGGGUAACAGCAGGCUCCAAUGGGGUACCACUGUCUGACAGCUCGAAGGCAGGCAGAAAACAACAAGCAGCUGCUAAAAAGAAAGAAAAAGACAGCAAAUUAAAUCUCAAAGAGCCUUCAACCAUUCUGAAAAGCAAGAAAGCAAAAACACAGGACAUCUCCACUCUCCAGACUUCAGAAAUUCCAGCCCCUAAAGUAAAGACAGAGAAUACCAAGGCAGGGGAUAAAGUCGGCAAAGCAGGGCUUCAGAAAAUGUGGAGUAAAGGGCUUAAAAAGCAACAGAACAGCAAAGAGCAGACCAGUAUGAUAUCGUCACUCAAAGACAAGAAAAGCAGCCCUGCAUUGUCAUCGGCACAAGGAGAUGCUCAAGCCACACACAAUACACCGGCUGACACACCAUUAUUGCACCUCAACCAAACUGCUGUUCUGACAAAGGUGGAUAAGCAUGGUUUAGAACAAGUAAUGCAAAACCAGGCUGUUCCGAAACUUAGAAGCAAGCAAACCACGUCAAAACUCCAGGCUUUGGAGUUAGCACCCCUUCAGGGUUCAGAAUCCCGCAGUACUGAUUCUGUAGCAGGGCAGAGUUUGGCAGAACAGACCAGAGUGCCUGCCGUUUCCCCCGGGAAGAGAGUGCUGGAAGUUAAAACAAGCGAAAGCAGAAGCAAAACCAGUGUUUGGGACCACACUAAGUACGCUUUGAUGGGCAACAAAAAUACUGCUGGAUUGUACCAACAGCAGAAUACAUGUAGGGGACAGAAUGUGUUACUGGAUCACAGUAGGGACAGCAAGCAGUUCACGAAAACCAAUGUGUGGGAUCACAUCAGGGAGAACUUUUGCAGCAGGAAUUAUGAUGUAAUCUCCAGGAAGGGCAGCGCAGAGACCAGUGAAAAAGCCGUCCCAGUACUCUCCCAGUCCCUCAGCAAAUCAGCUGGCUCAGAUUUAACACCCAGAGGCUUGGAGUGGCUCCCAGAGCUCCACCCUGGGUACCAGGGAAUAGGAUUCUCCAUGCUCCCAGUGAAACCCUCCCCCUGGCGCGUAGAGGAUAGGCCAUGCCUGCCUGAACAGGACACUAGACAAGUUCCUCUUGCAGAGAGACGGCUGAUGGAGGUGAGGCUGGGGGAGCUGCCCGCCUGGCUGGGGUCUCGGGAGCUGCAGCCCGCCACCGGACUAGCAGCGAUGCGCAGAGGCUGGCAGAGGUAUUACAGCAAGUAUAUAGAUGUGAAGAAGGGUGGGGCUGGCGGUGUGGCGAUGCUGCUGGCUGCAUACUGUGUGCUGAGCUACAGCUGGAACUACCAGCACCUCAAGCAGGAUCGCUGGAGGAAGUACCAUUGAGGGGCUGGCUGUUCUGGCCUGCCAGUUCGACUGAGCGCAGCUCUCUGAAUUAUGAGAACUGGAGCCAUCGCUGGAUUAGUGAAGAUUCUCUGCAAAAUGAGAUGUAUUUAAAUGAACUUAUUUAUGUAUAGUAUUUAUAUGUUGUAGUAUAAUAUCUAUAUCAAACCAUUUACUAUCGAAACAGUUUUUUUAAAUGCAGGCUCUCAGUCUGUAUUAUAUAAGGGAUCUAUUUUACACCCUGUGGUCUCUUCUCUGAGAAAUACUUGAAUACUUAUUUAUUUUUUCAACAGUAAUAACACCUGUCACAUGUACUGUAAGGAAAGAUGAACGCAAACCUCAUCAGUACUGCAAAUAUAAACUUUAUUUAGAAAAUUAACAACUUUAUUAAAUUA
Messenger RNA from Acipenser ruthenus (sterlet), 2247 nucleotides. RefSeq lists its product as uncharacterized. The record is from RefSeq and is a predicted model, not a curated record. The coding region runs from base 404 to 1855 and encodes 483 amino acids. The transcript has 6 exons. NCBI's taxonomy places the organism in Eukaryota, Metazoa, Chordata, Actinopteri, Acipenseriformes, Acipenseridae.